AUGUCUGGAAGAAAAAAGAAAGAUUAUCGUAAGGUCCUGAAGUCAAUCCUUCAGAUGUUCCCUGUUGAUCCUGAGGUCUGCCAAAUAACCAUCGAUUUUGAAAAGGCUCUGUGGAGUGUUCUUCGCCUGCUCCUUCCCGACGUAAAGAUCAAGGGGUGUGUUUUCCAUUGGACACAGGCUCUUUGGAGGAAGAUUCAAGAGCUUGGACUCCAGCAGCAAUAUAAUAACAACCGUGGCAUGUACCGGUACCUUAGACAAAUCAUGGCGCUGGCAUUCCCUCCCGAGGAUGAAAUCGAGCCGAUGUUCGAACAUCUGAAAGCUCAGGCAGCAACAGACCAACUAAGGCAAUUUGUAGAGUACGUGUCCCAAACGUGGAUCCACAACCAAACCUGGCCCCCGUCUUCAUGGAGUGUCUACAUAAUGGCCAUCAGAAGUAACAAUGACAUAGAAGGGUGGCACCAUGGGCUUCACCACCGUGCCUCAGGAAAGUGGCAUAUGCCAUUCUACGUGCUGCUUGACCUCCUCCAUCCAGCCCGCCUUACAGCAUUACGCAUUCGUCUAGUUUCCAAGAAAAAACUUGAAAGGAUCCAAAGGGUAAAGUGUCGUUCUCUCCAAGCCAAAGUUUUCGCUCUCUAG
Molecule: messenger RNA, 636 nt
Organism: Pocillopora verrucosa
Lineage: Eukaryota; Metazoa; Cnidaria; Anthozoa; Scleractinia; Pocilloporidae
Source: RefSeq, a predicted model, not a curated record